AUGAAUGGCAAAUAUCUUGACGAUUACCUGUCAGUGGUCGCGAUUGACGUUGCCGUGGAAGAGAAGACGAGAAUCGCCAGAAUAGCUGUUGCGACAUUGCACAAGCUGCAUAACGUAAUGCUGCAGAUGAAAGAUUGGCGGGACGAUAGCGCGAAACUGAAGAGUAAUAUCUGGCGAAUGAAAAUGGCUUUGCGUGCGGAUGACAAGAAUGGGAACGAUAACCAGCAAAUCGACCCUUUGAUCGUGCAUCAGAGGACGGAGAUUAGUCGGUUGGAGCAGGCAAACGACGCUUUAGAGAAUGAAGUAACGAGUCUAAAAUGCGCUUUAACGAAAACCGAGGAGGAUAUCAUGCGUAUCACUAACUCUGAAAUAGGUGAUAAGAUCGCCAUACUUGAGAAUGAAUUCUUAAGUGAAAGAGAACGCAUGAACGACGAAAUUUUGUGUCUGAAGGAGCGAUUGAAAGAGGUUGACGAGAGCGAGACGAGUGUCAUGUUGAAACAACUCAGGGAUGAACUGAAUGAAUUCGCGAGAGGUGAUCGGACGAUAGAAAUAAUCUUCGCUAAUGCGAUCGGCAAGACCGUUGAGAUGAUUAUCGGUUUGUCGGAGGAACUCGUGAACGUUAGCGAGAAUUUGUAUAGGUUUAAGACCAGAAAUAGGAAUCUGCGUCUCAAGCUAGACAGAUCAAGAGCCAUGCUGCGAUCGAGAUGUGGUAAGAGCGCGGAAUAUCAGAAGAGAAUCGGCGAAUUGAACAAUCUCGCCGAACAAUUGAUGGGAGAGAUGGGCCGGCUGAAAGUUAUUCGUGAGAAUGCGAACUAUAGCGAAAGUUCGGACGCCACGGAUAUCCCAGACGUUGUUAGACACGUCGAACGUUUGAUGAACGACUUGAGGAACAAUUUAAAGAGCGAUCGCGAAGCGAUGAUCGCCGCCGGCGAUCCUGACUGUUUGAAAUACAUGAAGAAAGUAGUUAAUCUAAAAGUAAACCUGAAAGUACUGUCCGUGGAGCUUAGACGAUCAAACGUGCCGAUAGACAAACGGUUAUGCGAGAAUCUCCAGUACGAGAAAUGCUUAGAAACAGCUUCAUCAUUGAAUGAUUUUCUACAGGAAAUCGACAAUGAGAUUGAAAAAUUGAAAAUAAAACCGAUGAACAAAUAUUGCAAAAUCGGUGGCAUCAGCAGUUCGCAAUAUAUGAUCAAAGUCAUGGAACUCGAAGAUAUUGUUAGAAAAUCAAUUGCAAUAAUCGCUAUUUUAAAACAAGCUCUGCCGGAAGUUAUAAAUACCAAUGAGAAAAUAACGGAGAUAUUAGAAGACUUGAUUGAGCAAUUGUGCAGUAAAAUAAAGGAACUCGAAAUUUUUGAUGACCGCGCGAAUUUACGUGACAGAAUCGAACAACUUGAAGCUAUGCUCAUGUACUUAAAAUCGGAAUUAUUGGAAAAGAAUGAACGUAUAAAUGCACUGAACGACGAGCAUGCAAGCAUCGGAUUAACGUCAAAGAGAGAUCGUGAGAAGUAUGAGAAGAUUAUCGCUGACAUACGCGAGGUAAACGAGACUCUCCGAGGAGAUGUAGAAAAAGGGAAACAAGAAAUAUUGGAGCUGUCGCUUAAACACGAUCAUUCCGAACGACGUGUCGCGGAAAUGCAACUGAUGAAGGUUGAAAUUGAUGCAGCGAAGAAAGAAUUGCAGAACCUUCAUGAUGAUAAAGAGAUGUUAUUAGGGGAAACGGAAAGGAUGCGUAACGUUCUCGAGGAGAAAGACGAGGAAAUUGAGAAUAUUAUUACCCAGAAGAACGUGCUGAAAGCCGUCCUUAGGGCGGAGACAGAGGACCUGAAGACGAAACUUGGGAUCGCUUCCGAUGAAAAUGUAAAACUGAGAAGUAUAAUUGAGGGACUUGGGAAACAGGAGGAACGCGAACGACUGGGCAAAUUGAAAAGUUCGGAGAAGGAAAACGGCGGGAAGGAACGAGACAAUGGCGAAGACCGUGCACAAAACCUCAGGGAUGAAUUGGAGUACUUGAAAGCUGAGUCAAAUGAGCCUAAAAUAAAUCUGGACAAGGCGGACAAGCGAAUCGGUUAUUUGAAAUGCGCGUCGGAUGAAGACAUCGAGGACAAGGCCGAGCCGGAGAAUAAAAUUUCUUAUUUGGAACCUAACGAGCAGUCGUUGACGUAUCGAUUAAAUGUCCCGAUAAAUGCUAGCGAGGAAACAUCGGGAAAAUUCAACAGAGUGAUAGCGGAAUACAAAACGUCGAAGAAUAAAGUCAAACAGCUUCAGAACGAGAAAGAACAACUCGAAGAGGAGUUGUCGAAGUUGAGGUCUGAGAAAGAAUUGUUGGAUAGGUCGAUGUCCGAUGUCAAUAACAAGUGCGCCGGUCUGCAGGAUCAAGUUAACAAAUUUAAGUCCGAGCGUAACGGCCUUCGGGAGAAGAUAAGCGAACACGAAGCUAUUGCGGAGAAUUUAAAGUUUGAACUAGAGAGAGCGCGGGCGGAACUCGAAGAUGCGGUUGUUAAUAUGGCGCGCCUGCAAUCGGAGAACUCGAAGGCCAUCGGCGAUUUGGAUACGCUGUCUCUACGGAAUACCGAGACCGAAGACCGUGUACGAAUGCUGUUGACAGAAAAAAACGAGUUCGCGACGCGUAUUAACGAGCUCAAUGAUGAGAACGUCGCUCUGCGAGAGCAAUUGAAUAAGGCGAGUGAGGAGAAUGAAUAUUUUUCCAUGAAAUUGAAUAAAUCAAGGGUCGAAAAUGACAAAGCGAAAGCGGAAAAUGCCCUUCUGCAGGCUACCUACGACGCGAGGGAAAAGGACAAUGUCGAGCUAAGGAAGGAGAGAGAUGACGCGAAAGGAAGAAUAAAUGAAAUCGCUAACAAGUGCAGAGCACUCGAUAAUCAACUGAAGAUCCAGCGAAUGAAGUAUGAGGCGUUGCGACUUACUGCGGCCACGUUGCACGACGAAAAUAAUGAUCGUAAAAAUUAUUUAAAGAAGAUCGAUAUGCAGCAUCCGUUUGUGACGAGAUUCGCUACUCAUAACGAGAUUAAACAGAAACAAAAUUGCUCGGAUACCGCGCGUACGAGUAUAAAGGUCGAAAUUGGCGAACGGAGGGACGGUGGAACAGAAGUCAAAGUAGAAUCUGAUACACGUGUUGGUCACAAGAACAAAGCGGUGAUCAAAGACGAGUCAAAGGGCGAGCUAGAGAGAUCGAAAAGCGAAAAUAAUUCUUUGAAAUUAGAGCAGGCGAAUUUGAAGUCCAAAAAUUCCGAAGUUACGUUGAAACUGGUGGAAGGUAGAUCCGAAAAUGCAGUGCCAGUGUGGAUAAAAGUUUCAGAUGACGAUGAAAUUAGUGGUUCUACCUUGAAGAAAUGUGAGAAGGCGAAUAUCUGGCAUGAGAAAGAAAUAAGCAAUUAUUCUAAUUAUUUCAAUAAUCCGGAUAUAUCUAAAGAUAGCGAAAGAACCGCGACAUUCGAUAUCGAUCAGCUCGAAGUUGAAAAUAGAGCGCUAAAGAUGAAAGGUAUUUCGUGUAGUCGCAACUCCUGCUUGAUGGACGACGGCAAGUUCGCUAGAGCGACGGACGAGAUUCAGGCUUUGAAACUCGAACUGAUGUAUCUACGAGACGAGAAAGCGACAUUGAAGUCGCAGUUCGAGAUAUUUAGGGAGGAAUUAAACGCAUUGAAAUCAGAGAGGAUGGCUUUAAAGGAUGAACUCGCCGCUUCGAGGAAGUCGAAUUUCGAUCUUAGGCUUACAGUGAACGACCUACGAAGCGUUAACGAAAAAUUGAAGGAGAUAAAUGUAAGAUUAGAGAAUCGUUCGCAGGAUACAUCGAAAAGAAUGAAUAAGUGCACUACACAAAUAUCGGAAGUAUCGGAUAAAAAAUUAAAAAAUAAUUAUGAGAAUGAAUUAAGUGAUUACUUAAAGAAGUAUAUUUCCACGGGAAAAAAUCUGCGGAUAACUAACAGGCGGAAUCGAUUCGAUCGCAUCUCUCCCAAGAAUCCUGGACUACAAUCCGUCGAAGAGAAUUUACAACAUAUAGAGGGACAAAAAUACUGA
This is a messenger RNA of Atta colombica, 4032 nucleotides long. RefSeq lists its product as uncharacterized. The transcript has a single exon. Lineage: Eukaryota; Metazoa; Arthropoda; Insecta; Hymenoptera; Formicidae. The record is from RefSeq and is a predicted model, not a curated record. Bases 1 to 4032 code for a protein of 1343 amino acids.